UGUUGUGUUCUGCUGUGUUUCUGCUGUAAUCGCGCAGUAUGUAAGCGAGCACCAAACGAGAAAACGUGAACUGCAACCAGAUUCUGACUCUUCUUUGACAGUUAAUUUGGUCGAGGAUAUUCUGCUGAGCAAUGCUGCCAGAGAAUUGUGUUAUGUGCAGCUUUGAUACCAAAUGCUAUUGAAGCAUUAGAAGAGGUGAACAAAACCAUGGAUCAAGCAAAAUCUCACGGUGUGGAUCAUCUCUUCCUCAUAAGACAGGAGUUUAUCGGACUUCAUGGUGCCUUGCUUUUGCUUGUACUGAACUGGUACUAACUAGCAAUUAAAUCACCACACUUAGUGUUGUGCUCUCUACUAAUCCAAUAUGAGUGACCGGAAGCGUACUGCUAGCAAGGUGUCCCUAGGCAUGCUGAAAGGCAAGCCUAUGUCCACAUCAGUGCCAACUUUCCGUUUCCAUGCUGGUGAAGAUGAGAUAGAACAGAUUUAUCCUGAAAUUGAAGAAGAAACGGUGGAGAAGGAAAACACUUCCCCUUCUAAAAAUGACACAUUGUCAGUCACACCACCGACUGCACCACCCCGAAGUCCGAAGCAUGGGCGCCUUCACCACAAAACAAAUAGUGGAGUAGCUUCAGGGGACGUUUCACCUGUUCAUACUAGUCUCAGCACUGGCAGUCUCAACAAGCGGUCAAGUAGUAUGGAUACUGGCAUCGUUGAUACUCCAGGUCACAAUAGUGGCUGGGGCCUAUUCACAGAUAUCAGAGGAAAAAUAAGUCGAACUGUAGAAGAAAUCAAAAGCGAUCGCCAACGGGGAGAGGCUCCCAAGCUAAAUCAAUCUCUAAAGGAAAACACCAGUUUCAGUGAUUCUGAAGAAGCCUCAUCUUCAGAAUCUAAUCAAGUUCCAAGCAAUAAUUUAUCAACAUCAGAUUCUGUAUCACAACUCAGUGGGGUAUCUGGACUAUCAAGUUUAUCUACCACCCCAACAACUCCCUCUACCAUGCCUAUUGGUCAGAAAAAUAACCAAAGUAGUGGAAAAUGGCAUUACAAGUUUCUUGGAGAACGGAACAAUGAUGAAGAGAAACCUAAAACUUCGCGUCCGACUACACCAGUUAAAUCCAUGGAGGAUAAAGGUGCUGCAAAGUCUAGUCGAGCAGGUUCUGUGCCCUUGGUUCAUGAGGGCUCCUCUAUUUCUCCACAAAAGCGUGCCACCUCAUUAAGAUCCCGCUUCAGACCCAAAAUGGCUGAACUUCGAAAUAGAAGGAAGAAAGUUAGUGUAGACUCCCGGUCUAAUUCUUCUUUGAGCAGUGCUCUGUAUGCAGCGGAUGGUGAUGAAACUGAUGAUGAUGUUGAGUCUGGAGUGGAGGCUCUGGAGGAACCUUGGGAAGAUGCCAGCAGCAUUCCUCGCUCUUCAUCAGCCCCUCUUGGAACAACUCUGAGCAAUAUGCAUCAAGGGCAAGAACAAAUACAAGAACUCAGCUUCAAAUGCAUUCUUUUCAAUCACAAAUUUGUCAUCCUACUUGCUUGCCUACUUGGUGUAGAAUGGACCAUUUCACUUUCAUCAGUUUUUGUUCAUAUAUUGGUUGGCAUUCUGCUGGUCCUUUCAGUCCAGGAAGAAAAACAGACACUUCUUACUCCAGGACCUGGGAUUGCUGGCAUGCACAUGGGCAAUAAGCCUUUUGAAAUUCCUGACUACCGUUCUUUACCAGUGCUUCAGGUUCCUGCGGCAAAAGAAAUAUUUCCUACUGAUAGUUUCCAGGGGUGGAUGAAUGAGCUGAAUGGUACUUAUGACACAAAGUCUUACCACAUCAGCAUGACUGAAUCCGUUCAUGUGAGAUUGGAUGGUUCUUGCUUGGCACUGUCUCACACAAGAACUAAAGUAUCAAAACGAGCAAUGUGGAAUGAAGCCCCAAUCAGAAGUGUGCAGUUCACAGAUGAGCGUAUAUUUGAUAUUAGGGGGUGGCAGGUCAAACUCUUACCUGAAGGUAUUACAAGAAGAAGACAAUGGAGCAAGAAGUACCCAAUCUGCCUAAUUAAGUGUGAUGAAUGUGACACUCUUAAUCAAGAUGAUCUAAGUUUUAGUGGAGAGGAACAGAACCUUGUGAAGAAGGAUGAGAAAGAUUCACGACAAACUCGCUCAAGUUCAUGCCUGACCACAGCCAAAUUUGCAAAAGGUUCUAACUCCACCGAUUCACUUGAGGUUCUACUCCUUUCAGCAGAACCUCAGAAAGAGACCUCCAAGUCUGAAAAGAAAUCUCAUAAAUCAGGAAACCUGGAGGAUACUGACAAAAGCUAUGAGGAUAAUAAAGCAUCAAAAGGGAAAUCAGAUCCUACUGAGAAAGACAUUAGUGAUAUUGACGAUGAGUCAUUUUGUGUCAUCAGUUCAGAUAUGACUUCACAAAACUGCCUUUACCUAUUUGCCCGAGCAGAUAGAGAAAAAGAGGAAUGGUACAGAAGAUUAGCUGAAGCUGUCAGAGAAAAUGAAAUUCAUUCUCUCCCUGUUACACCUCAGAGAAGUAAUGCUCCUACUCCAACUAUAGGAGGAGAGCUACCACAGCUUACACCGGAGGAGGCUUUGGUGACCAUGGGGGAGUAUAUGCGCUACAUGCAGCAACUCUAUCUUGAGCAUAAGAUGUAUCCUCCACGCAAUAAGCACCACCCAUCAGUUAAAGAAGAUAAAAAGGCUAAAGAAAAGGACAAGGACAAAGAAAAAGAAAAGGAUAAGGACAGAGAAAAGGACAAGGAGAAGGAUAAGGAUCAUGAUAGGGAUCACAUAGAAUCAAUGAUUGAGGAAGAGGAACAGAAAGCUGUGAUACAUGGUUUACCAAUGUCAUGGCUUAAUGCUAUUAUUGGCAGGAUUUGUUUCGAUCUUUUGCGUAGUCCCUUAUGGCGGGGAAGAAUUCAUCAAAGGUUGCAGAAGAAAUUAAGUACCCUUAAGUUACCUUACUUCAUGGAAGCACUCACCAUCACAGAAUUGGACUUGGGAAACACUGUCCCUGUGUUCCAUAGAGCUUCUCAGCCCUCUUUGGAUGUUCGUGGGCUGUGGGUGGAACUAGAUAUGACAUACCAAGGGAACUUCCGAAUGACCAUUGAGUCUAAGCUUAAUCUAAUGAAACUGAAGCGCAGUACUCCAGAAGACAAUAUUUCACUGGUUUCUUCGUCUUCAUCUUCAAUAAAUCUACCUGAGGUGUAUCCGAUUCUUGCUACAUCUGAGAUUUCAUCAAGCCGGUCUCCUGUAUUUGAUAGUGAUUUGGACGACUCGGCAGAAUCUUCUUCUGAUGAUGACACAAGUAGCAUUAAUACUGAAGAUGGGUCACACCGCCCAUCUGCCAACGCAUCAAGCAAAAAGGCUGGCAAAAAAAUAUUACGAAUGGUUGACAGAAUUGCUAAUUCCAAGUACUUCCAACAAGCUACUGAAAUGAAAUACAUAAAGAAGGCAAUGGAAGGUGUCUCAAACACUCGUAUUAUGUUGUCAGUUGAACUGAAAGGAUUGGUUGGGACAUUGGCAGUCAAUCUUCCACCUCCACCAUCAGAUAGACUUUGGUAUGGCUUUCAUGGGAAUCCAAAGCUAUGGCUAUCAGCCCAUCCAACUCUUGGUGAGCGUCAGGUUAACUUUUAUCAUAUUUCCAACUGGAUUGAGCAGAAACUGUGUCAAGAGUUUCAGAAAAUAUUGGUGUUACCAAAUAUGGAUGACAUUGUUAUACCUGUCAUGAAUCCGCACUUGCCAGUUUAAGGAAAGUCGCUAUUAUUUCUUUCUCUAAAAUUUAUUUUAUUUUAUGUUCCAUCCCCCCCCCUCUAGUGUAAACUCAGGAUCAGUAAGGAUAUUUAUCCUGGCUUAACUGGAGUGCAACUGGAGUCAUGCUUUGGCUUAAACCAUAGACUCAGUUUGUAAGUUACUCAUCAUGAAUCUUGCUAUGCCUGUUACAAAUUUGUCUCAUACUUCUGUCCAAUACUGACAUAUCUGUUUAAGACAAAAAAUAUGUCAUCCCUGCCUAAUAAUAAAUAGAAUCAAAAUUAUGUUGUGAUGUAUGAAACUGUUGUGGCUUCUCAUUUGGGAAUAAUUUUGUCACCGAAGGUUUUUGUUUCAAAUCCCAACUUGAAUGGUGCAUCAUUUUACUUGGGCCCUGAAUUAAAAUUCAUUUGUCUCAGUACUUAACUCUUCCUCAAUGGCUUAUCUAGCAACAAGCCUGUGAUGAUUUUCCAGUGAUCAUGUGGAACUUGCCACAGAAGAGCAGUUGUCUCGUAUCCUGUGAUUUUUUUAAUGGUAGAUGUGAUUUAGCUUGUAGACCUUAUUUAAAUUGUUUGAACUCCUUUUUGUUACUGUUGCAAUGAAAAUACGAAUCAGCUUCCUAAGCUCAAACAAAUUAACUUACAAUCUUGGUUUUACCUCCGAUUACUUUUGUUUGUCCAGGCUUACAAGUCUCCAAAAACUUUUUCUGUGAUACUUCAGUAACCAGUUACAGUAUCGUGCUUCCUGGAUGUUUCAUUUUCAUACUUGAGGGUGUCACUAACUAAUGUGUUGUGUUGUUUGUUGCAAUUGACUAAUCAAAUAUUUUGAACUGUUAUGUGUUUUGUUUUCUUUGCCAAAUUGAAUUGGCAUCUUGUUUCUCUAUUUUAUGUGAUCAAUGUAUUAAUGCGUAGUAUGUGAAUUGUGAAAAUUGGGUUUUCUUGGACUCUUAAUUAAGAAAGAGAUUUUGUAUUUGUUCUUUGAUAGAUUUAUCUACAGUUGGUUUCAUUUUGAUGAUGAAGCUGGCAUAUGGUAUAUUACAUUGGGCUAGAACCUAAUGUGGCUAGGUAACUUAAGCUGUGUAUUUUACAUGCUUCAUUUAAAUCUUGAUUUUUUGAAGAUAUUUUUCUAUUGGAUAAUAAUUUAUUGCUGUGGUUUGUUAUUAUUGGGGGAGAUUUAAUUAUUUUAAUAUCAGUAUUCUGUCCAGGAAAUUUUUUAUUUUCAAUAGUAUUUGGUGACCUUAGAAUGCAAAAUAUUUUCCAGUUACCUUAUUCGACUUCUUUGAAGUAUUGAGUUCAGUCCUCAGAAAAAUUCGGUUUAUAGUUUUCUAUUGUGAGUAUUACUAGUGGGUCCCCUCUUUAAACAUAUUUCCUGUUGUUCAGAUUUGGGCAGGAUUUUGUAUUAUUGUGCCUGGAUCUUGAAUAAGAACAUCACCAAUAACUUCUUUAAGACACAUUAGGAAGUCCAAGUUCAAAGACAUUCAUUUUUAUUUGGUGUUUUUUUUUCACAUACUUUAAGUUUAAUGUGAUGUUGUUUGUUUCUUUCUUAACUUUUUCGUUUGUGUGUGUGUGUGUUAGCAGUGUGUACAAGGCCAUAGCCAGCUACACAUGUUGAAGUAAUUUCUGGGUAUUAAAUAACUAACUUAGUUUGAUGUCAAUGUCUUUCGUGUAGAGCAGUUCUAGAGUCCUAGAGAAUAACCAAUGUGUAGCUCUGCUAAAGGGUUGUUUCGUGUGAAAAAUGUCAGAAAUGCUACUAAUUUUACUUUGAGUUCACUUAACUUCAAGACUUGUUUAUUUUAUUCAUUAUCUUUUCUCUACAUUGACAAAUGGUUUGGAGUAUGUUGUCUUCUUCUCUAUAUCUUUCUUUUGUAGAAGACCUCACUGAUUGUUUUAGUGUUACUGCGACUGACUUGUCUGCCUUUCCAUUAUUUCUAUUGUAUGUGGAGCUAUAUGAUAUGUGCAUUAUUUAGAAAGCCUAUUACAUGUAACUUCUUGUGACACAAAUUCAACACUUACCUUUCUAUGCUUAAAAUGGUGUCUGUGCUAUUAAUGUUCAUGCUUAAUAGUUGGAUGUUGCUUCAAACAGGGAAUAAUCAACCUUAAAAAUCAUCUUCCUGUGGAAUAGAGAGAUCAGAAUUAGGACCUUAUUGUAUUUUAUUUAUCCCUCCUUUUUUUAAUUUUUCAAAUAAGACUGUGAAGAAUUUGAUUUUGUGAAAUUCUGAUCUCUUGCAUUGAGGACUAGUAUCUUUGAAAUGUGAAUCAGAGGCUAUGGGAUCAAAUUUAAAUUAGCCCUUUAGCCAAAGGGAGGGAGCUUAGUGUUGUGUGUACUUUUUAGAACGGGUCUCAAUUAAGUCUGCCAAUCAUCAGAUUGUUUUGGGCCUUUUCAUAUUCAAAAUAGUUGUGAUGUGUCUUGGUGAUGGGCAAACUACAAAUUAGUAUCUUAAAACAAUAUUAGGGACUCUCAGAUGUCUUUCUUCUAGUCAGUUCAGCUUAGUACCACAUUUACCUGUGCUUCCUCACCCUUUGUAUGAAAAUCAAUUGGUAUUCCAUCAAUUGUUAAGAAAUAACGUACCUUGUUGUAUUGUUUAUUUAUCUUUUAUUGCCUUCUGGCCAAGCCUCCUCUUAUGUCCAUGACCAGAUUGCUGUCUUGCCACUAUUUUGUGAUAUUCUGUUUUCUGUUUCCCCCCUUUUUUUAGCGACUAUAACUUGUCUGUUGGUGUUGAAAAGUGUAGAGAACGAGUUCCAAAGAUGAAAAUAAAUGUGGUUUUCAGUGUGAUAAA
Thrips palmi is the source of this 6497-nucleotide messenger RNA. Its product is annotated as testis-expressed protein 2-like. The record is from RefSeq and is a predicted model, not a curated record. The coding region runs from base 362 to 3724 and encodes 1120 amino acids. Gene Ontology annotation, molecular function: lipid binding. Gene Ontology annotation, cellular component: endoplasmic reticulum. Lineage: Eukaryota; Metazoa; Arthropoda; Insecta; Thysanoptera; Thripidae. The transcript has 20 exons.